AUGUCUGUCUCUAAAACUGACUUGGAGGCAAGCUCAGGCAAUGCGAACAGUGAGCGGCAUGAGGAAUGCUGGUUGGAGAUGACUUCUAGGCUUGACGACCUUUUUACUGGCAAUUCACUCACAGGAGAGGCGACCUGUGGCAUCCAGGGGCGUAGUCCACCUGACAGAAACCGAACGCCAAGUCACAUUCGCUUCGGGCGGCAGAGCAAGAGUUUUCCAGGCGGGGAGACUGGAAGAACUGGCUCUGGGCCCAUAUGGGCACUUCCGGGCGGCGGCCGCGCACCUGCCUCGCGUCACGCCUGCCGGGCGGCCCGCGCCUGCGCACGGAGAGGGCGGGCCCAGCGCCCGCUUCCGGGGCGGGGAGCGUCGGCUAUUAGGGCGGCGGACGCCGAAGUGCGGGCGGUGGGGUCUUCGCAGGAGCUGCUUCAUUUGUCGGGAUUCCUGCUCUCCUACCGGAGCGAGAUGGACGAGCGCGCGGCGGCGGCGGCGGUGGCCGACGGGCCUGACGGGCUCCGGGAGCGGCGAGUCUUGGGAGAAGCGGAGGGGCCGCAGCAGAACCACUGUGUGCGACCCCAGUCCGGGCCGAACGGGGUCCCGAAGCACUCGUACUGGUUGGAUCUUUGGCUCUUCAUCCUCAUAGAUGUGGUGUUGUUCAUCUUCGUGUAUCUUUUGCCCUGACUGAUUUGCUGAUACCAGAAUUGAGAAGUUUGCUUGUGAAGUGGACUCGGAAAAUGACUACACACUUCUUGGAUGAAGACCACCAGAUUAUGCUGCAGCCAAAUUUCACAUCUCAAAAGGACUUUUUCAUUUAACACUGUGUUCCAUCAUUUGGAAAACUACAUUACAUGGAUAAUCUCACUUAUUCAUAACUAAUUUCUUAAAUUCUUUGAUGUUUAACAACUUUUCAGAUAUCUCAUUGCUUUACAUGGGCUGAACAUAUCAGUAUUUUCUACUAAACAUUUAGUGUGUUCUUCAAGUAAAAUAAGGUAAUAUCUUUCCAAAUUUUAAGGGUUAAAUAGGGUUUAAUGUGAUACAGAUAACAUAAUGAAUAAUAAUGUGAGGUAUGCACAAAUUCAAAGUAAAUUAUUGAGGGAGAAAUUCUGAGAGAAGGAACAAAGUGUACUUUUAUUGGCCUUAAAUGCUUUUUAGAUUAAGUUGGACUGUUAUGGAAUGUCGUGGUUGGCAGGUUAAGAGUCUUUAAAAGACAGUAGAUAACAACUACUACAAAUCUAGCCUACAGGCCCUUUUACCUGGAUGCCUUCCUUUAAUUCCUUUUAUAUUCUUAAGCUCCCUGAAAUAAGUUUGUGUUUCAAAUCUGUUUGUUAGUUGCAUUCAACUGUAUUUCUGACCAAAAUAUAAAUUUUUUGUGAUGUUUGUAGCUUCCUUA
This is a messenger RNA of Ochotona princeps (American pika), 1387 nucleotides long. It is a transcript of the gene ARLN, whose product is annotated as chromosome 7 C4orf3 homolog. The coding region runs from base 1 to 678 and encodes 225 amino acids. The transcript is spliced from 3 exons. The record is from RefSeq and is a predicted model, not a curated record. NCBI's taxonomy places the organism in Eukaryota, Metazoa, Chordata, Mammalia, Lagomorpha, Ochotonidae.